CAACUUUUAUGGCAACUUUAGUGGGAGGAGAAUAAAUUCCAAGCCCCUUUCAUUUCUCCAUCUGCAAAAUUAUUCAUCCUCUUGGUCUGGUUCUGAUUCCUGAGUCGGAAAUCAUGGAAGGCUACAUAGAAAAGGUGCCAAUCGAUCGUGAAAAAAUUAUACUCAUAAUGAAUACGAUGAAUUUGACUGUUCAGGUUUCCAGGAUUCCCUCUGGAGUGACUCGGGAAGAACUCAAUACCUUCUUCUCAUACUGCGGAACUGUCAACAAAAUUCAGCUCCGUAGAAAUAAAGACGAAUCACAGACGGCCUUGGUGACAUUCGUACAGCCAUAUGCAUUUCAAACUGCUCUUCUGCUUGAUCAAGCUGCUUUUGGUGGCCAAAUAAUUCGUGUCUCACCUGCAAAGGACUCAGAAUAUCAUCUCAGUCCAGAUGAUCUCACUAAUGACACCAAGAAGAAGAAUGAAAACCAAGGAUUUAUUCCAGUAAUACAUGCUGAGAUGCAAGCUAUUGCUUCAAAAGGGGUUGAAGUGUUAACUAAAACCGGAGAGAAGCUAGAGGAAAACUUCAAGCUCUCAGAGAAAGGUAGAGCUGUUAUGGACCAGACAAAAUCACUGGUUUCUGCAGCUGAGCAGGCUGCAGAACAUGUUGGCUCCAAAAUAGUCAACAAUGAUUAUAUAACCAAAGGUGCGUAUUGUUUAUCUCGUGCAAUGGACAUGGCCUCCAAAUGUGCCGCAGAAUUAGGCACUAAAAGGAAGGAUAACCCUAACUCUAGAAAACAGAAAUGAAGCUUGUUGUGUAGAUCCUAUUACUAAUGUUUGGUGGAUCAGCAGUAUCAUUCUAAUAUUACCAGAAGAAGUCCGAUUAUUUGUGUUCAAUGUCAAAUAUUUCAAAGCAUGUAUAUAGGCUUAUCAUGUAAGUAAUCACAGUUAUAUUGACAAGUGUGACCUUAUAUAUCUUAUGCUAUGAACUUAUUAUAA
Mangifera indica (mango) is the source of this 977-nucleotide messenger RNA. RefSeq lists its product as uncharacterized. The record is from RefSeq and is a predicted model, not a curated record. The transcript is spliced from 4 exons. Gene Ontology annotation, molecular function: RNA binding. Lineage: Eukaryota; Viridiplantae; Streptophyta; Magnoliopsida; Sapindales; Anacardiaceae. Bases 114 to 785 code for a protein of 223 amino acids.